ACUAUGAAACCUCUAACGCAAUACCUCUCACUGAACGAUACCCUUUUUUGGAGUUUUCAGUGUUCGUGCAUCCUGUGAUGAUGAAGCGUUUUCGCGAUGAGAACUGUGACAGCGAGAGAAAAAUUAAACUUCUAGAAUGGGUGACGCAGCCGGCGACAGAGCAACUCGCGCUGAUGAACAAGCAGCGCUUCAUAAAGUCACAUCUGCCACUUUCCUUACUCCCGCCGAACCUCUUGGAUACGGCCAAAGUUAUCUACGUCGCCCGCGAUCCCAGAGAUGUCGCUGUCUCCUUCUAUCACCUCAACAGAGCGAUGCGAACUCAGGGAUAUGUUGACGAUUUUAAGAAAUAUUGGAAAUACUUCAUAAGUGAUUUACAUCAUUGGACUCCAUAUUUUGAACAUCUGAAAGAAUCCUGGGAGAAGAGACAUAAUCCUAACUUAUUGUUCCUGUUUUACGAAGAGCUUUCUAAGGAUUUACCAGCGGCGGUGCGACGAGUCGUCGACUUCCUCGGC
This is a messenger RNA of Papilio polytes (common Mormon), 512 nucleotides long. Its product is annotated as sulfotransferase 4A1-like. The transcript has 4 exons. Gene Ontology annotation, biological process: sulfation. Gene Ontology annotation, cellular component: cytoplasm. Gene Ontology annotation, molecular function: sulfotransferase activity. The annotation marks the transcript as partial. Lineage: Eukaryota; Metazoa; Arthropoda; Insecta; Lepidoptera; Papilionidae. The record is from RefSeq and is a predicted model, not a curated record.